Messenger RNA from Dromaius novaehollandiae (emu), 7286 nucleotides. Its product is annotated as mothers against decapentaplegic homolog 4. Bases 578 to 2233 code for a protein of 551 amino acids. Gene Ontology annotation, cellular component: heteromeric SMAD protein complex. NCBI's taxonomy places the organism in Eukaryota, Metazoa, Chordata, Aves, Casuariiformes, Dromaiidae. Gene Ontology annotation, molecular function: I-SMAD binding; RNA polymerase II cis-regulatory region sequence-specific DNA binding; DNA-binding transcription factor activity, RNA polymerase II-specific. The transcript is spliced from 12 exons. The record is from RefSeq and is a predicted model, not a curated record. Gene Ontology annotation, biological process: transforming growth factor beta receptor signaling pathway; SMAD protein signal transduction; cell differentiation.
GGUGCGGCCGGGGUGGCAGCGCGCGGAGAGGGGGGGCGGCGGCGGCGGCGAGGAAGCGCUCCGCUGUGGUGGCGGCGGCGGCGGCGGCCGGGGGGGGGGGUGUUACCCGGAUGUCGCGCAUGCGCGGCGGCGGCUGGACGUGUCGGCGGCGGCCCCGGAGCGCGAGCGACAGGAGCGGCGGCAACAACAACAACAAGGCGGCGGCGACGGGGGCGGCCGUAGCGGGGCGGCCGGAUCCUCCCCUCCCCCGCGCCGCCGGCCUGUGAGCGCCGCCGCGCCGCCCCGCGGGCCCGGCCGCAGCCCGGGGAGGGGAGGGCGGGGGGGCGGAGGCCUGGCCCCGCUCCGCCGCUCCGGGGCCGGCAGGAGGCGAGGGAAGGGCCCCCCUCCCCCGCCGCCGCCCCUCACCGCAGCCGCAGGCCGCGCCCGGAGAGCGGCCGCUCCGCCGCCGCCCGCGGCCCAGGUUUUACCAAGAGACAGUACAUCUAACACUUAACUUGGAUCAUCUCUUGUUCAUCAGCUUGAAAAUCAUAACAGCCCCCAAAACUGACAUUUGAUCUGAAAGAAAAAGCUGUGACAAAUGGACAAUAUGUCUAUUACUAACACGCCAACAAGUAAUGAUGCUUGUCUGAGCAUUGUUCACAGCUUGAUGUGCCAUCGACAAGGUGGAGAGAGUGAAACUUUUGCAAAACGCGCAAUUGAAAGUUUAGUUAAAAAGCUAAAGGAGAAAAAAGAUGAAUUGGAUUCUUUGAUUACAGCUAUAACUACAAAUGGAGCUCAUCCUAGCAAGUGUGUUACAAUACAGAGAACGCUGGAUGGGAGGCUUCAGGUGGCUGGUCGCAAGGGAUUCCCUCAUGUGAUUUACGCUCGUCUUUGGAGGUGGCCUGAUCUUCAUAAAAAUGAACUCAAGCAUGUUAAAUAUUGUCAGUAUGCUUUUGACUUAAAAUGUGACAGUGUCUGUGUAAAUCCUUACCAUUAUGAGCGUGUAGUAUCGCCUGGCAUCGAUCUCUCAGGACUGACACUACAGAGUUCUACUCCAUCAAGCAUGUUGGUGAAAGAUGAAUACGUUCAUGACUACGAGGGGCAGCCGUCAUUGUCGUCUGCUGAAGGCCAUUCAGUCCAAACCAUCCAGCAUCCACCAAGUAACAGAGCAUCUACAGAGCCUUACAGCACCCCAGCCAUGUUAGCUCCUGCUGAGGCUAGCACUACCAGCACCACUAAUUUUCCCAACAUUCCUGUGGCUUCAACAAGUCACCCUCCCAGUAUAUUGACAGGUAGCCAUAGUGAUGGACUCUUACAGAUUGCUUCAGGGCCUCAGCCAGGAACUCAGCAGAAUGGGUUUACAGCUCAGCCAGCUACUUACCAUCACAAUAGUACUACAACUUGGACUGGAAGUCGAACGGCAGCCUAUACGCCUACCAUACCUCACCACCAGAAUGGCCAUCUUCAGCAUCAUCCACCUAUGCAUCCUGGACAUUACUGGCCAGUUCACAAUGAACUUGCAUUCCAGCCUCCUAUAUCAAAUCAUCCUGCUCCAGAAUAUUGGUGUUCAAUCGCAUACUUUGAAAUGGAUGUGCAAGUUGGGGAAACAUUUAAGGUUCCUUCAAGCUGUCCAAUUGUAACUGUUGAUGGAUAUGUGGAUCCUUCUGGAGGAGACCGUUUUUGCCUGGGCCAGCUUUCCAACGUGCACAGAACAGAAGCCAUUGAGAGAGCAAGGUUGCACAUAGGUAAAGGGGUGCAGUUGGAGUGCAAAGGAGAAGGUGACGUGUGGGUUAGAUGCCUCAGUGACCACGCAGUCUUCGUUCAGAGUUACUACCUGGAUAGAGAAGCAGGGCGUGCGCCAGGUGAUGCUGUUCACAAGAUUUACCCAAGUGCAUAUAUAAAGGUUUUUGAUUUACGCCAAUGUCACCGUCAGAUGCAACAGCAGGCUGCCACUGCCCAAGCUGCUGCUGCUGCUCAAGCUGCAGCAGUAGCAGGAAACAUCCCUGGACCAGGAUCAGUAGGUGGAAUAGCCCCAGCCAUUAGUUUGUCAGCUGCUGCUGGAAUUGGUGUAGAUGACCUUCGCCGCUUGUGCAUACUCAGGAUGAGUUUUGUAAAAGGUUGGGGACCUGAUUACCCCAGACAGAGCAUCAAAGAGACACCCUGCUGGAUUGAAAUUCACUUACACCGUGCCCUCCAGCUUCUAGAUGAAGUACUUCAUACCAUGCCUAUUGCAGACCCACAACCUUUAGACUGAGAUCCCGCUGCUGCACUGCUGUGGGCCAUUAUAUUGUGAGGAUGGUGGAUUGUAAAAUACAAGUCUGUUUAUAACCUGAAGAUAUAUUUUACUUUUGUUCUGCUUAAUCUUCUAAAACCAGGUUUUAAAAAUGUGUUUGCCGCCUUGCUCUUAGCAGAAAGAAACUGAACAUGCAGAAGUUGGAUUUCGGUUAUUUUCAGAAAUUAACUGUCAAAAUACAUGGCUCAGGGCUUAAAGUAAAGGGUGAAUGCCUUAUAGAGACUUCACAGUAUUGGGUUUGUUCCCUUUGAAACUUUCCCUCUCUAUUACGGCAAUUUGAUGAUAAGCCUCACAGGAGCCUUUUGUAUGCAGAAUAUAUAUUAUAUAUAUAUUUAUAUCUGAAAAUUCCUUCUAAUAGUUAUGAACAUUUACCUUAUAGCGACUUUUAAAUUCCAACUGAUUUGUGAUGUUCUUUUUAGAGAACAAUAGUCAACAGAAGACUUCUUCAUUUUGUUGACUAUCUUGUUAUGAUUUUUCCAGAUUAAAAGGUAGAAGCUGCCAAAAAAUGAGAUGAGACCUACAUUGUUGGCAUUGAUUAGAAAUAACAAGGAAAAGUAGUGUUGCUUUUCCUUCACUAGUUUUUAAAAAGAUAUCUUAGAUUUUUAUUUAUAUAGACACAUGAGUUUUGAAACACUAAAAGAAAUGGAUACUUUCAGUGCUGGCACUCAAUUUAAAUAUAACAUGAAAUACCCAGUCUGCAAAGUUGCCACUUAAAUUGCUUAAUGAAUACCUAAUGGCAGGAAGAUAUUUUCAUAACUACUACUGACUUCUAUGAUCUUACUCAAGUAAAACUUGGCAGGUAUUUUAAAAAGUUGCAUGACUCUUUUUACUUGCAUAUACCAUUAAAUCGUGUAUCAAUAUUUAGGAUCCAGUUUUUGUAUCUGUUCACCAUUUCCACUCAGGGCAAGAUGGCAAACUUGUUUUUAUACCUCUCGGUUAUUUUAAGCCCUAUGCCAUCAAUGACCGUAUCAAUUGGCAAUGACUUUGUAUAGAGAAUUUAUAGUAGAAAAAACUGCAGAUGUAUUGACUGUAUGACAGAUACAAUAUGUAUGCUUUCUCUCUAGUUAAUAGUAUAAAUAAAAUUAUGAAAACCCUGAUUUUUAUAAAUUUAGUUUGCUUUUAUUACAUAAUUCUGCACCUUGAAACCAUUGAUGUAGAGUGAUGGAUUACUUUCCUUUGAAAGACCAGCAGCAGCAGCCAAUAGUGGUAGGGUUUUUUGUUGAUUUAAGUUUGCCAGGAAGCGAUUCCAAUUUUUCCUGCUUUCACUGCUUCUCAAUAAAUAUAUGUCCUAAGGAUAACUUUUUCAGCUAUUUGAUGGGGCGUGAGGAGGCAGCAGGAAUUCUUUAUUUUUCAGCGUGUGUGCAGAGAAUUGGAACUUAGUUAAACAGGCUCAAAAUAUGUGGACUCCGACUUAAGUGCUGCGUUCGAGCACUGCCAGCUCGGCCUGCCUGCUGUGCUUCACUGAGCCGAUCUGGCAGUGCGAUCCUAGUGGUUAACAUAAGUGGAAGUCUUGGAACAGAUUAUUCGGGAUCUUUUUGCCAAGUUUCUUGCAUAGACUCAGGAAUCUGUAGAGGGCUAUGACACAUAGCGUUUAGGUAUUACUUCUCCCAAACGUUCAAAUUCUUAUGAAAGAAGUCAGCAAUCAUUGUUUCUGCUUUACAGAUGGAAGCACAGAAGACGUGAUUUCAAAGAGAUGGCCAGAAAUGGAACAUUUUUCUCACUAUUUCCUUUAAUAGUGUUGCCUUCAGAUUGACUUCUAAGGAGAUCACUUUUUUUUUCCCCUGCCUCUUAUGUGGCAACUUCUUGAUAUUUGAAAAAUUAAUGUUCACUUAUCUCAAAGCCUUAGUUAAACCUUUUGUUUGUUUGUUUGUUUUUUUCCCUUUCCUAAUUAUCUUAUUUGUCUGAGUAGAAGAAGAGCCAAGCCUCUUCAGAUUCUUCAGGAACAUGUUCAACAGAGGGUUGUGCUAGCUCCAUCCUCUGAGAAGCUUCUUAUCCAGGAAGAAUACAUACCUGGAUUCCACAGCAGACGACUUUCUCUGAUGGAAGAAAUGGAAAGCCUGGCUACACGUUCAUCUUGCCAGCCUGCCUGUUGAAUUGUCUGCCCUGCUUUUACUGCUGGAUACGUGGUGCUUUGGCUUUUGGAAAGUGUGCAGCCUUCUGACUGGUGAACAGGUUAGCGUGGAGCGUUCACUUAUUUAGGAAUCCAUGAGCUUAUUCCCUAGAUAACUUUGCCAUUUCAAAAGGUGCUUAUCUUGGUGGAUGCCUGAUCUGUAUAUGGGCUACUUCACAGAAAUCCUCCAUACCAUUUGCGUAUGUUUUUAUUCUGUCAAGCUUUGAUAGAAUAAUGAGAGAUUUCUUCCACCUGAUGGUGUUCUUGCCUGUGUUACAGUCUGAUAAGAAUUCAAGUGAUAAGACUGUUUUUUGGAGAUUUUGCAAGGGGUAGCCUCCACCUACAGUGAGUGGUACCUACAACACACUACAUAAUUAAAAAAAACAAAAAAAUAAAAAACAAAAGAAACAGCAAAGCAGAAUGACAAAGGAGCUUAUCAGAACCAGGAAAUCACAGGUUUCCAGAUAGGAAGAAAUCUAAACACUGUGUGAGGCAGUAAAAAUAAUGAAAUGCUAUUUAUCUUACCUACCAGGUUGUCAACAAUCAGAUGCCAUCAUAACUGCCAAAGGACAAAAUAUGAGAAUCUUGUUCUUAAUUUUUAAUAUGCCUUUAAGUUAAUUUUUGUGCUUUUUUAUAAGGCAGUGCGUAAUGGUUUGGAAACCCUUCAGCAGCAACACACUGCAUCUUUGACAGUCUUGCAUUUGCAUCUUUUUUCUGAAAUUCAAGAGAGAGAGCUACUUGUUUGACAGCUGUGAAGAUCCAUACACCCGGUAGGCAGAGAGGUCAGCAAUGCCAGAAUCCUGUCUUCUGUUCAUUUUUUUUUUUGAACGUCUCAGAUUCAGUGAACUGAACAAGUAUUUGUUCUGCUAGCAAUCUCUUGCUUGCGAUCCUGUUCUCGUGUCUAGUGCGCUUCGUUCUUUCUGUGAAGCAGUUACCACUAGCUGGGUGCAUGUUUCUCACCCUGACUUGUGCACUUCUUAGCAAACAUUAUGUACAAUGCAAUGCUUCGUAUUUCAUUUUGUGUACUUCAUAGCUGGGAUUAGCACCUGAAGGUUACAUGGCUUUAGCCAUGGCGUCGUUAGUUUUGAAAGAAGGGCACUUAAAAUAGUGUAUUAGAGAUGUAGGAAAUGAAACCUUUUCAGCAGAGUGGUUUGAAAAACUUCUAAAAACAGUUCUACGCAGCAGCAAUCUGUUGGAAGGUGACAUAACUGCUAAACGGUGCCGUUUAGAGACGGUUGCUGGGCUUGUUCCUUGCAUUACUUUUCUGGGCUUGGUAAGAAUGAUCUGUCUGUUGAGGGACCUGCACCCCCUGACUGCAACGUGAAUCACUGAUUAACGGCUUUCUGAAAUCUGCUGAAAACGGGGGAAGUACUCUGGCUGCUUUAAUAGAGAGGGACCUGACAUACAAAGAGCGCAAACGUCUGGCCCCGUCGCAGAACAGGGCUGUAGCAGCAGUAGUCAUUGAACAUGUGUCCAAAUCUUGUGCCUUACCUUGAAGACCAUCUUACUUCUUGUGACACUUCUAAUGAUGACAGCUUCCUCUCUGCAUUAGCUCAGGAAUGACUGCCUCAAUUGUUCUGCUAGGAACCACAAAAAACUCCUAUGCUAGUGUAAAUGGGGGAGGUCUUCUGCCUCUGAACCCUUCCAGUGUUGUUUACGUCUUGAUGGUGGUCUUUAUUGGGACAUCUUUAAUCUCUUCUCUGAAGAGUAAGCGCUUUAGGAAGGACUGUCUCCUUAAUUUGCAUUUUUACUCUGCUGUGCGAGGUGACUGGGAUCUCUGGUCACUUUAAUACGACCAAUUAAAGACAGCCAGAUGGGUCUUCCUCUAAGUGGGAUUCAGACUGCCUUUAAGAAAUCCUCUUUCCUUCCCCUCCCCCUGCUCUUCUUUCAGGCCCUGUGCGACUUAACAUCUGCUCUAUAAAAUUAUAAGAAGAUGCUUCUUUGUAGUCAGGAACUGAUAAGGACAUACAAUUUUUGAGAGGUUAUUUAUUUUAAGUAAGACUUAAAAAAUAACCAUGAAGAACAAAGGUCUCGUCUGGUCCUGCUGGUAACUACGGCGUGUUUCCAUGGCUGGUGAUGUUUCUGUGAGGACCACGGUGCUCUUCCUGGGACUGAUACUUGCAGGUUGCCUGGCGUACGGCAUUUGCAUUCUUCUGGAGCGCUAAGCUGGUUCCCGCUACCUCUGAGGCGGGUACGCAGCGCUUCGUUCCUGGACAAGGAAGCUAAAGGUGGGACCAGUGAAGAGCACUUCUCCACCAGCUGGUUGGGUCGGCCUUGGAUGCUGGAUGUGCCCUUUCAUUGUCAUCCAUCUCCAAAAAGCCGUUCUUGAUAGUACGAUCUGGAAGCUGAGCGCCGUGCCGGGUCAGUGCCAUUGCCACGUGUAAUGCUGCCGCACGCCCCAAGAACCGACUUGGCUUCUCGGUUGUGUUACGGUUUCACUUGAUGAGACCUGACAAAAAGUAGAACUCGUAACAAAUCUCGAGAGGUUUUGGCACUGUUGGCUGCUGUUGUGCCUUGUGUGCGAGUCAUGCAUCGCUCCUAAAUUUACGGGACUAAUUCUUUAAAGGUCACCAAAACCAUCUAGUGCUUUCUUGCUCCAGUACCUUUUUCUGUGUCUUUUUGGUGAAGUUUGGUAGCACUACUAAGUUUCAGCUGGAUUGAUAGCUGCAAAGUACACGCAACCCAAAACUCACUGCGAGAGGGUUUUUUGAGCAUGAAAGCCUAGUUAACAACUGUUCUUCUAGCCAUUGCCUUUUGAUAAGCGGUCAACAGAAUUCCCAGUAGUUCCUUUGUAGCUUACUGUAUGUUUUUCAUUAGACCUAGUUUGUGGAUAAUAUACUGUAGUUAACUUUCCUGAAAUUCUGUAACAGAGUAUGUUUUUGAUUAAAAAAGGUAAAGAUUCAA